CCAAGGGUACGCAUUAGUCCAGAACAUAACAGAAGCAAGGUGCCCCACUGUGAAUUCCCAACUCAUUAUGCAACUCCAGUAUAAAACACACAUGAUAACACACGGUCACGUCAGGCACCCAGAGGACGAGCAGCUCGGAGGCAGACAGACGGGCGCACCACCACCACCAUCAUCGCUUAGCGGGGAGCACAAGCGGUUAAAAACAAGGGCUGUCCUUUCCCGUUUGCACACGAAUUUGGUCAGGGAAUUUAAGAAGAGGAAUGGAUUUCAUCCUGCCACCCACUCUGCCAGCUGCUGGUAUCCCAUGGGAGAAGGUUUUGCCUCCUCUCAUUCCUCGCCUGAACGGGACUUAUGGACAAUAUAAAUGGUCCCCGAAGUUAUUAAUUCCAGACCCUGAUAACAACAGCUCUGCUGAGGUGAACUGUGAUGACAGCGGUUUCACAGUUCAAGUUGAUGUAAAGGACUUUAACCCAGAGGACCUAAUGGUCAAGGUGAUAGGAGACUUUGUGGAAGUGCAAGGAAAGCAUGAAGAGAAAAAGAAGGAUGGUCCUGGGUUUACAACACGACAGUUUAACCGCCGCUACCGAAUCCCAAAAGGAGUGAACACCAUGGCUUUGGAAUCAGCGGUCUCUCCAGAUGGCAUCCUUAUAAUAUCUGCACCGAUGCUGCAGACCGAGAACUCCAGAGUCCUGACCUGAUCACGUUAAUACCAAACACUCUGGAGCCUUUAUGAAUACACAAGCAUAAACAGAAAUAACUUCAGGCUCGUCCACUCACAGUGACAUUCGGCAUGUGCCAAAACACGCAUUUGUUCUGUUCCUGGCACUGUUCUAAUAUUCCCUGCUCUCUGAGGUUUGUAUAUACUGCCCUGCUAUUACUCAUCGAUCUUACAUAAUGUUUCAAGGAACCAGUCUUUGUAAAUAUUCUGCGUUCAUAGCUUAAAAUGCUGUUUUUUUGUGUGUGCAACUUUUGUGUAAUGCACUGUAUUGUGAUUGUGAUUAAUGAUGCACACAGUUGUGUCUCCAAACUCUUUAAUGUGGAAAUA
Molecule: messenger RNA, 1045 nt
Organism: Larimichthys crocea (large yellow croaker)
Lineage: Eukaryota; Metazoa; Chordata; Actinopteri; Sciaenidae
Gene: hspb6
Product: heat shock protein, alpha-crystallin-related, b6
Exons: 4
Coding region: 261-698 (145 amino acids)
Biological process (GO): negative regulation of apoptotic process; response to heat; protein refolding
Cellular component (GO): cytoplasm; nucleus
Source: RefSeq, a predicted model, not a curated record